AUGGCGAGGACCAAACAAACAGCUCGCAAGUCAGCCGAAGCGAGACCGCCCAGGAAACAGCUCUCAAGCAGCACAUUCAAGCCCUUGACGAUCAUCGACCACACUGGAAAUAAAAUCGCCGUUCCGAGUAGAUCCUCGUUCCGGGAAGUUGGCUUCUUCCCAUUCCAGGUAUACAUACUCGCAAGUGCUGGGAGCCUCUCCACCGACAGCGACUUCCCUGAAAUGUUGAAGGACUACAUUUUCUUCAAUGAUGCCGCUAUCAGAUUCAACGAGAAUUGUGACUGGCGGCUAGAAAUCUUCAGUGUUCCCCAGUCCUCUAUAGUGGAUUGUAUCAACCACCAUGAGCAAGAAAAGCGGCACCGAAAUUCGCUAGGCAAAGGUCCGAUCUUGCUGAACCGCAAAGAACUGCUUGUGGUCGAUGAUGUGGACUGGGAGACGAAAGGACUUCUUUCGGUGGAGUAUACUGCUCAGCUGCUUAGCCGCGACGGCAGUGAGCGUGAAUUUGAAAACCACGUUAAUGAUUAUAAGGGCUAUCAGGACGAAGAAGAACUCGCACUUCCUGGUCUAAGGCAAGACCUGGUGGUACAGCGCCAUACACAUGUCAAUCAGCUUGCCGAACAUUUCCUGCAACCUAUCUGGUAUGAUGAAGGCCACGAGUGGGCACUUAGCUCGUUGACGGAUCGCAAUAUCGCUCUCGGUUGGCCUGAAGAUCCUCGCCUCUUGGAAUACAACAUUUUGCCAGACAAGCCAGUCGCCAAACAGAUUACUCGCAGUUAUUCACGAACUGAGAAGAGACCACGGCUUGAUGAUGAAUGCGAAUACGAUGAUGAUGAUGAGGGUGAUCAGUUCACUAGUUAUCUCGAAUGGGAAGACAUCAUCACCUAUGGCGAGCGAUGCGAUCCCGACACUAAAAUGCCCAAAUGCAUUGCACAUUCCACGAAACCAUCAGCCUUGCGGUCAGAUAUAUGCGCACCUAUGCAAAUGGUCGAGUUGGACAAUGUCGAAGCACGCGAACUUAUUGACAGCGUGGGAAGAACAUGCGUCGACUGCAGCCAUGUCGCGCAUGCCCCUUGCGAAACGAAAUUCUCGUAUACUCUCUAUGUCAUUGGUAAACGAGCGGAGUCGCCUCAGACAUAUUUUGCUUCUCUGAAUUGCAAGCUUCUGGGAAGCAUCCCUUGGACGUUACACGUUUACUUUGUGCCCGACUUAGCAUCAGCACUUUCGCAUAACGACGACGAGAUGGCGAGCCGACCUACGUCUGGUAGACUGCCAAUAAACUAUGCUGGACCGCCGGAUCGACCUCAAUCGCAUGUAUGCUUAUAUGUUGACGAGCACAUGGCUUGGGAAGCAGGUCCAAAAAUUGUCACGCGAGAUGUGUCCACGACAAGAGCUGAACUUGAAGUCAUGCAUGCAGGUGGCUGGGACGAUGCAGCCCAGAUGCUCUUUACCUGGCUCGUCAUUUGUGCUGAGACACCAAGAAUCAUGGGCUCGCUGAGUGUAGAUCAACCACCAGCAAUCACAGCAUCUGCCUCUUUGGCAACCACGCAUCCGGGUCCUGGAGAGUGCCGUGCACCGGAAGAGAUGCAUCUCAGUUUGACACUCGCUCUCGACGCUGCAGUGACAAGCAGCAUCACCGUCAAUACGCACAAUACCAUCUUGACCUCGAACGACCUUCUUUGGGACCAAUUCUUGGUUAUUAUGGAUGCUGAAACUAACGAAGAGAUCAUUCUGCCUCCAUCGCCAUCGUAUCCGUGGAAUGCACCACAUGUUCUGAGUGUGGAACAACUACAAGGGCUAUCUUUCCCUUUCUCUGCUACCUCGCCUGUUCAACAUCAAAUACUUACGCUUCGGCCGGGUGAGAAAACCGUUCGUACGAUCAUCUUCAAGAAAAGUCGCCUUCUUGGACGCUACCAAAGCUUUUUAGUCAAGGACAAGCGUUACAACAUUUUUCUUAAACUAGGUCAGACGGCCCAGAGAUGGAUUUGGGGUGAUUUGGAAGAUGCAACUGGCCCACUGGGCAUGAAUGCGAUACCGAUACUCGAUGCAGGUGACACCGCUCAAUUCAUCUUCGAAGGACCAACCGAAGAAGAGUCGUCCUUUAUAUUGCCUCAUUGUCAAAUCGACCUCUGA
Molecule: messenger RNA, 2130 nt
Organism: Aureobasidium melanogenum CBS 110374
Lineage: Eukaryota; Fungi; Ascomycota; Dothideomycetes; Dothideales; Saccotheciaceae
Exons: 2
Coding region: 1-2130 (709 amino acids)
Source: RefSeq, a predicted model, not a curated record